This is a messenger RNA of Pogona vitticeps (central bearded dragon), 1165 nucleotides long. RefSeq names its product mitochondrial ribosomal protein L23 (gene MRPL23). Gene Ontology annotation, cellular component: ribosome; mitochondrial large ribosomal subunit. Gene Ontology annotation, biological process: mitochondrial translation. Gene Ontology annotation, molecular function: structural constituent of ribosome. The record is from RefSeq and is a predicted model, not a curated record. NCBI's taxonomy places the organism in Eukaryota, Metazoa, Chordata, Lepidosauria, Squamata, Agamidae.
UCUUCUUCUUGAACCGGAUGUCCCUUUUUUUUUCUUCCGGAAGAAGUGCGGUUGCUGAUGGAGCGGGGCUGGCGUCAUGGCUAGGCGAAUGUUUUAUCCCCUGUACCAGUUUGGCAAUCCUCAACUGAGGGUUUUCCGGACAGAUUACUUCUUGACAUUGGUGAGGCCUGGAGUUCCACUGUCAGAAGACACUGUGCAAUUCCGCAUCCCUAUGGAGAUGACAAAAGUGGAAGUGAAAGAUUACCUUGAAAACAUCUACAACGUGCCUGUUGCAUCUGUAAGAACCAGGAUACAGUAUGGAUCAAUGAGGAUGAGGGACUACAAAAACUGUCGAAUCAAAAAGCCAGACUACAAAGUUGCCUAUGUACAGCUGGCUGCAGGAGAAACCUUUCAGUUUCCGGACUUGUUUCCAGAGACCAAAAAGACCAUUGAGCCCGGCUCUUUUGAGGACGUGCAGCAGAAAUAUAUGGAAAAAAAGAAAGAGAAGCUGAGUGAGGAUGUCAGACGAUCAGGAGUUCCUAAAUGGUUUGGACUAUGAGAAAAUCAACCUCUGUUUUUUUUAAGUUUCUAUGGAAGGACUUGAACCAUUGUAUCAGAUGUUGGUCUGUCUCUUGUAAUGCCAUGAUCUGGGUUUUUUAAAACCAUGUAACAAGUUGUUGUUUGUACUCAUUUUGCACAAUGGAAUUAUUUGCCAAAGAAAUGGAUAGGUACAUGUGGCAAAUCAAGAACAGCCCUUUUAUUUGCAGCACAUAGGUUUCCCUUCUGUAAAGGAAAAGAAGCAGCCAGGUUCCUAUCUGUAUGGAGAGGGGACCAUCCAACCCACCACUGUCUUUCUUCCUGCUCCAGAUCAAUUAUUUGAAGGUUGUUUACUGGAGCAGACAAAGUAUAUGUAAGGGCUGGGAGAGGCAGCUUCUGUAAUGUAUGAAUUGUGACAAUUUAGCUGCUUCUGAAUGGUUAAAGAGGCUAAUGCUUUGGACAUCUUGUGUGCAAGUGAUGACACUUUGGGAAUACAUGGAAUUAUGGUCUCCUCAGCAUUCCUUAUAACUGGGAUUAGAAGGCAGCAUAAAAUGUGUUUUCCAGACCUGAAAAUAACAUUGAAGUUUUGAAAUAUGGAUGCACCAGCUGAAACUGACCCAAUAAAAGGCAUUGCAUUGCCCACUUCCUC